Molecule: messenger RNA, 2681 nt
Organism: Brienomyrus brachyistius
Lineage: Eukaryota; Metazoa; Chordata; Actinopteri; Osteoglossiformes; Mormyridae
Product: apoptosis facilitator Bcl-2-like protein 14
Exons: 6
Coding region: 509-1252 (247 amino acids)
Biological process (GO): regulation of apoptotic process
Source: RefSeq, a predicted model, not a curated record
AUAUUGACUUUCAGGUUGUAGUUAAUCCUUCAGAUCUCUGGAUUAAAUCUGUAGUUUAAGUCGCGAUAUCGGAAAGGCUCUUAAUAUAAUUACGUUGAGUUCUAUAAACUAAGUACUCAUCGGUAUGCAUUACCGGCAACGCUCUCUUUUUCUUCAUUGUAAUGGGAACAUUUUCUGCGUACAGGUACCUCUCGUAAUUAAGUACAUAUAGUAAUAAAAGGGGUACUGGCACCUGUUUUUUUUUCUCAUGUCGCGCAUGCUGACUAUUUAAUAUCGCUACGUGUGCUACACUUAAUGAAUUGGAAAGUUUCAUACGAAACUGAAAAUAGUGUCACGUUAUGCGUUCGUCAUUUGUCAGCUGACCGACCGAGUUUGGUAGCACUGCGGCGUAGAAAAACACCGAAGGUUCUUGGAAAGUGUCGGCUUCAAUAAGUAUCAGCAUAAAAUAGUGUAAAUUUAAAAGCAAAAACGUACACAUCGUUGUUGGCAGUUUUUUUGUGCCGGGCUAAUGGAUGCUGGAGCGGAACUCGAACAUACCAUGGAGUACAAGAUUCUCAAGGCCUAUAUGAAAAGGAGGAGACCAAAGGGCACCACACUGGAGAUUGCAGACCAUGAUAUGCAGAAGGUGUCCUGCAAGAGGGUGAAAAAGCGUAAGAUACUGAAGUUCUUCUGCUGUGUACACCCACAAACAGAGGAGUUGAACCCAAGGCCCAAGAAGGACAGAAGAGUCAUUCAAUUUAGAUGCCUAAAUGGUGAUGACGGAGCUGUGGAAGUUGCUGACCAGCUGAUGAAGAUUGCGGAUUCUGUGCCCAUUUCCAGUAUCGAGAAGGGAGACAUUGAAGCGGAUGGCCCUGAAGGUGAUGACCCCACCCCAACUCUUCCCUUUCCAGAGGAUGUCAUCCAGGAAAUUGUGGAACUGCUGAAAGAAUCCGGCGAUAAACUCAAUGAGGAAGUGAAGAACAAGAAUUUGGCCCAACGGAUGCAAGACAUUUUUGACUAUGACUUCUUCAAAAAAGUGACUGAUACCUUCCUCCAGCACAUGGGGUCCUAUGGUAACCCCACCGCAAAGAAGGCGGAGAUUGCCCUCGCGGUUGAGGUCACCAGCAGGAUGACUGCUAUGGGCAACCAUCCCAUGAACCGGGUUCUUGGUUUUGGCGUUAAGUACCUACAGGAGAACCACUCCGCUUGGAUCCAGCAGCAUGGAGGCUGGGACAAUGCUUUUGACAGCAAUAAAGACGACGAAGUUCAUUGAAGAGGAUUUUUCUCUUCUCCUUCCUGCUUUCAGGGAUUUUGAUUCUUUUGAACACAGCUCUGCGUAUGUUGCCGCCUAUGGGCUUGCUGUAUAGUUGAGUUCUCAGGGUUCCGAGUUUUCUUUCCCAAAGGUUUCUAGAGAGAGUGACUGGUGGUUCGUUAACGAAAUCCAUGUCGUGCUUCCUAUAGUUAAAGGGCAACAGCCACUUGUCAGUCUGACUUGUAAACGGUAUUAAUAAGGGGAAGAAAAUCCUGCCGUUAACAAUGGACUGAAUAAGGCUUGUGGUAGCAACAUUCACAACAUCCAGGACCUCAGGAGCAUCGCAUAUAGGAACAUGCAUGCUUUUGUAUAGUUUCCACCUCUUCUAAAGCACUUAAAAGGCGUAUGUUCAUUUUGAAACGGGAAAUAAUUUUCAUGCAUUCAUAGUGCAUUUGAAUGUUUGCAUUUCCUUCCCUAAGCCCUCCAUUACUCUCUCACAGGCACAAAUGUUCGCCCUAAAACAAUGGUUUGUGUGACGCAUUAUGCUCAUACCUGACAUUCCACUGGAUUAACAAUAUGAGGCGUAAGACGCUGCAUUGACUGAAAAGAAUGUAAGGGUUAUGGCUGUGGUGUUUGAUGUUUUGAAAACUGCUUACUUGUGACCUGAGAUUGCUGUGAAUUGUCUCAAAGCAUCUUGCCUCAUCGGCGGUCCAGACCUCAUCUGUGCUGUCAGUCUCAGAACGUCUGUCUUUAAAAGUGCACUUUGCCUUGGAUGUGGCUCCACACCUCCUGCUACAUUAAGGAAUACACCUGUAUGCAUCAUCGCCUUCAUGAAACGGUCAAACCUGAGGAUGCAGGUGGCUGCCAUUGGAAAGUGCAUUCUGCGUUGGCCUGAAAAGAAGAUUCUACCUCACGCAGACUUCUGCUCUCUCCAGUAGGUUUCGUGCCAAACCAGCUUUUCAUCUGUGAGCAUGCUGGCUGUGGAGGUGAACAAUCAUUUUAAAUUGGACUCAUCAGGAUUCUAUCAAAGACUUGUAGUGUGCUGUGAUGUCUACUGCUUUCAUCUGAGUAGUGUCAUUUCGAUGUAUUUAAAUCCCUGUAUAACUUAAGAUAUAUUUGAUAAGUUCUGUGAAAUAUUUAUGAGAAUUUUCAUUCUUUAAAUACUGUGUUUCGAUGUAUGAAUUUACAUUGCAGGGUGACUAUAUGGGUGUGUAUGCUGAGAAUUGAAAUGGUUAUGUUUGCUUACAGUAACCAGCAAUUGGCCAUUAAAAAUGCUCUUUCAAUCAUCGUCAUCAUUCUCCCAGAGCUCUGGACUUUACUUCAUCUCCAAAUAUUGGAUUCUUUUACUUUUUUUUUAAAGGUGAUAAACUAUUUGUCAUAGUAUUUUAUUCUUAGAAUCAGAUCUGAAGUGAAACUACUCGCGCUGUAAAAUAUAAUCCAAAGCCUGAAA